AUGGUGUAGUUGGUGUGCUAUUGCAGAAAUGUGUCUGUGUGUCUCCCAUAGACAUGAAGAGAUGUCUUCUGUGCCCCAAGGAGCAGUACUCGAGCCACGGUAGAAACCACUGCCUGCCCAGGACAGAGCUCUUCCUGGCCUUUGAGGAACCUCUGGGAUUCAUGCUGGCUUUGGUGGCACUCUUGCUGUCUGGUCUUGCUGUCCUGGUUCUGGGAGUGUUCCUGAAGCACAGGGACACCCCUGUGGUGAGGGCCAACAACAGAACCCUCAGCUACUUACUCCUGGUGUCUCUUUCGCUCUGUGCCCUGUGUGCAUUGCUGUUCCUUGGACGCCCCAGUGUGACCACGUGCCUCCUCCGUCAGACCACAUUUGCUGUGGUGUUCACGGUGGCUGUCUCCUCCGUUCUGGCCAAGACUCUCACAGUGGUCCUGGCCUUCAGAGCCACCAAGCCUGGGGGCAGGAUCCAUGUUUGCUUGAACCCCAGAGCUUCCACCGCAGUGGUCCUCAUUGCUUCCUUCAUUCAGGUUGUUCUUUGUGCGGUCUGGUUGGCCACCUCUCCACCAUUCCCAGACAGGGAUAUGAUCUCUGAGCCCCAGCACAUCGUCAUCCAGUGCCAGGAGGGUUCUGGCACUGUCUUCUUCUGUGUGCUGGGCUACUUGGGGUUCCUGGCAGGGGGAACCUUCACUGUGGCUUUUCUGGCCAGGGGGCUACCAGAUGUCUUCAAUGAGACUAAGUUCCUGACCUUCAGCAUGCUGCUCUUCUGCAGUGUCUGGACAACCUUCCUGCCCCUGUACCACAGUUCCCGGGGCAAGUCCACUGUGGCUGUAGAGAUCUUCUCCAUCCUUGCCUCCACUGCUGGGCUUCUGGGUGGCAUCUUCAUCCCCAAGUGCUACAUUAUCUUGCUGAAACCAGAGAAGAACCCAUCCUAGCUCAGGCAAGGCCACCAGGCACAACAGGAUAGGUAG
Molecule: messenger RNA, 965 nt
Organism: Mesocricetus auratus (golden hamster)
Lineage: Eukaryota; Metazoa; Chordata; Mammalia; Rodentia; Cricetidae
Product: vomeronasal type-2 receptor 26-like
Biological process (GO): G protein-coupled receptor signaling pathway
Cellular component (GO): membrane
Molecular function (GO): G protein-coupled receptor activity
Source: RefSeq, a predicted model, not a curated record